Lagopus muta (rock ptarmigan) is the source of this 733-nucleotide messenger RNA. It is a transcript of the gene LSM1, whose product is annotated as LSM1 homolog, mRNA degradation associated. Gene Ontology annotation, cellular component: P-body; Lsm1-7-Pat1 complex. Lineage: Eukaryota; Metazoa; Chordata; Aves; Galliformes; Phasianidae. The transcript is spliced from 4 exons. Gene Ontology annotation, biological process: deadenylation-dependent decapping of nuclear-transcribed mRNA. Bases 64 to 465 code for a protein of 133 amino acids. Gene Ontology annotation, molecular function: RNA cap binding. The record is from RefSeq and is a predicted model, not a curated record.
AGCGCCGCCUUUAUCCGCCCGGUGCGGGGCGGUUCCGCGGUGCGCGGCGGCGCUUCCGCCACCAUGAACUACAUGCCGGGUACGGCCAGCCUCAUCCAGGACAUCGACAAGAAACACCUGGUCCUGCUGAGGGACGGUCGGACGCUGAUCGGCUUCCUACGCAGCAUCGAUCAGUUCGCAAAUCUGGUGCUGCAUCAAACCGUGGAGCGCAUUCACGUGGGCAAGAAGUAUGGAGACAUCCCUCGAGGGAUCUUUGUCGUGAGAGGAGAGAACGUGGUGCUGCUGGGGGAGAUCGACCUGGAAAAAGAGAGCGACACGCUGCUGCAGCAGGUAUCCAUCGAGGAGAUCCUGGAGGAGCAGCGAGUGGAGCUGCAGGCCAAGCAGGAAUCAGAGAAGCUGAAGGUGCAGGCGUUGAAGGAACGUGGCCUGGUGGUGCCCAGGGCUGACACGUUGGAUGAGUACUGAUGGGAUGGGAACGGCUGCCCACGGAACUCAGCUCUGUGCUGCGUGGUGCAGGCACUGAAAUCGUGGUUUCUGUUCCUCCUUGAGGAAAAGGAGGAGAGAUGACAUCGGGGCACCCUCGGAGGUAACCGGACGCUCCGGGGUGCGUGGCAGUUUCUGUUCAGAGAUGAACACCUCUGUUCUUUUUUUGGUUUGUGUCUUCUGGCUCCUGGCGUGGAGCUGAGUGAGAGCUUCCCUUCACCUGUAAAUAAAUCCCUGACCUCAGCAGCAA